This is a messenger RNA of Marmota flaviventris (yellow-bellied marmot), 1926 nucleotides long. RefSeq names its product sodium channel epithelial 1 subunit beta (gene Scnn1b). Gene Ontology annotation, cellular component: plasma membrane; sodium channel complex. Gene Ontology annotation, molecular function: ligand-gated sodium channel activity. Gene Ontology annotation, biological process: sodium ion transmembrane transport. The record is from RefSeq and is a predicted model, not a curated record. NCBI's taxonomy places the organism in Eukaryota, Metazoa, Chordata, Mammalia, Rodentia, Sciuridae.
GCCACCAUGCACGUGAAGAAGUACCUGCUCAAGGGACUGCACCGGCUGCAGAAGGGCCCGGGCUACAGCUACAAGGAGCUGCUGGUGUGGUACUGCAACAACACCAACACGCACGGGCCCAAGCGCAUCAUCUGCGAGGGCCCCAAGAAGAAGGCCCUGUGGCUGCUGCUCACGCUGCUCUUCGCCUGCCUGGUGUGCUGGCAGUGGGGCGUCUUCAUCAGGACCUACCUGGGCUGGGAGGUCAGCGUGGCCCUCUCCCUGGGCUUCAAGACCAUGGACUUCCCGGCCGUCACCCUCUGCAACGCCAGCCCCUUCCAGUAUUCCAAAGUCAAGCACCUGCUGAAGGACCUGGACCAGCUGAUGGAGGCCGUGCUGGAGAGGAUCGUGGCCCCCGAGCCAGGCCGGGCCAACGCCAGCAGCACCCUGAACUUGACCAUCUGGAACCACACGCCCCUGGUCCUUAUCGAUGAGCGGGACCUCCGCCACCCCGUGGUCCUCGACCUCCUUGGGAGUGACAACACCAAUGGCUCAGCAAGCGGCAGCCCAGCCCCGGGAAGGACGUGUAGCGCCCAGGAGUGCAAAGUGGCCAUGAGACUAUGCAGCCUCAACGGGACCGCGUGCGCCUUCUGGAACUUCACCAGCGCCACCCAGGCCGUGACCGAGUGGUACGUGCUGCAGGCCACCAACAUCUUCUCGCAGGUGCCGCGCCAGGAGCUGGUGGCCAUGGGCUACUCGGCCCAGCGGAUGAUCCUGGCCUGCCUGUUCGGGACGGAGCCCUGCAGCCACCGGAACUUCACGGCCAUCUUCUACCCCUACUACGGCAACUGCUACAUCUUCAACUGGGGCAUGACGGAGAAGGCGCUCCCCUCUGCCAACCCCGGGAGUGAAUUUGGUCUGAAGUUGGUGCUGGACAUAGGCCAGGAGGACUAUGUCCCCUUCCUCGCAUCCACGGCCGGGGCCCGGCUGCUGCUUCACGAGCAGAGGACGUACCCCUUUAUCCGAGAGGAGGGCAUCUAUGCCAUGACGGGGACAGAGACCUCCAUCGGCGUGCUGGUGGACAAGCUGCAGCGCAUGGGCGAGCCCUACAGCCCGUGCACUGUGAACGGCUCCGAUGUCGCGGUCCAAAAUCUCUACAGCGACUACAAUACGACCUACUCCAUCCAGGCCUGUCUCCACUCCUGCUUCCAAGACCACAUGAUCCAUAACUGCAGCUGCGGCCACUACCUGUACCCGCUGCCCCGGGGGGAGAGAUACUGCAACAACCAGGAUUUCCCAGACUGGGCCCACUGCUACCUAGACCUGCGGAUGAGCGUGGCCCUGAGAGAGACGUGCAUCAGCAUGUGCAAGGAGUCCUGCAAUGACACCCAGUACAAGAUGACUAUCUCCAUGGCCGACUGGCCUUCUGAGGCCUCCGAGGACUGGAUUCUCCACGUCCUGUCUCAGGAGCGGGACCAGAGCCCCAACAUCACUGUGAGCAGGAACGGCAUCGUCAAGCUCAACAUCUACUUCCAAGAAUUCAACUAUCGCACCAUCGAGGAAUCAGCAGCCAACAAUAUCGUCUGGCUGCUCUCCAACCUGGGCGGCCAGUUUGGUUUCUGGAUGGGGGGCUCCGUGCUGUGCCUCAUCGAGUUUGGGGAGAUCAUCAUCGACUUCCUGUGGAUCACCAUCAUCAGGCUGGUGGCCUUCCUCAGGAGCCUGCGGCGGAGGCGGGCCCGGGCUCCCUGUGACAGCCCCCCGCCCACUGUGGCCGAGCUGGUGGAGGCCCACACCAACUUUGGCUUCCAGCCCGACCCCGCCAGCCAGGCCGAGGGCUACCCCAACGGGCAGCCACUGCCCAUCCCGGGCACCCCGCCCCCUAACUAUGACUCCCUGCGUCUGCAGCCGCUGGACACCAUUGAGUCUGACAGUGAGGGUGACGCCAUCUAG